GCGAAUUAUAUAUCAACUCUCUCCCGCUAGCUAUCCUCUUUCUUUAGAUUCAGAUACAGCUUUCCAAAUUCUUCCCAGUUAAUCCAGCCAUGGAAGAAUCCUUCCCUGACGAUGAUAUCACAUCCUCUCUCUUAUCAAAGAAUAAGGAUGAGGAAGUGGGUCAGGAGAUAACCAGUGAAGAAGAGAACUCGCCGGUGAGACAAGUGGCUCUAACGGUGCCGAAGACGGACGACACGUCGCUUCCGGUUCUGACGUUCCGGAUGUGGGUGUUAGGGACAAUCUCAUGCGUCUUACUUUCAUUUCUGAAUCAGUUCUUCUGGUAUCGCACUGAGCCUCUCACCAUCACCGCCAUCUCAGCCCAGAUCGCCGUCGUCCCUCUCGGCCACUUCAUGGCUUCCAAAAUCUCCGACCGAGUCUUCUUCCAAGGCACACCCUUCGAGUUCACUCUCAAUCCUGGACCUUUCAAUGUGAAAGAGCACGUUCUCAUCACCAUCUUUGCAAACUCUGGUGCUGGUACUGUUUAUGCCAUCCAUGUUAUUACUGUUGUCAAGGUUUUUUAUAAGAGACACAUCUCCUUCUUCGUCUCCUUCCUCGUAGUCAUCACAACUCAGGUAUUAGGAUUCGGAUGGGCUGGUAUAUUCAGGAGGUACCUCGUGGAACCAGCAGAAAUGUGGUGGCCGGCAAAUUUAGUUCAAGUUUCACUCUUCAGGGCACUGCAUGAGAAAGAGGAACGGCCCAAGGGAGGUUUGACACGAGCCCAAUUCUUCGUAAUUGCCUUCUUAUGCAGCUUCGCCUACUAUGUAUUUCCUGGCUACCUUUUCGAGAUGUUGACUUCUCUCUCUUGGAUAUGUUGGAUAUUUCCCAACUCAAUCCUGGCCCAACAACUUGGUUCUGGGCUUGAUGGGCUUGGUAUUGGGGCAAUUGGGCUUGACUGGUCCACCAUAUCGGCCUACUUGGGAAGCCCACUAGCAAGUCCAUGGUUUGCCACAGCAAAUGUUGCCGUUGGAUUCUUUGCGGUGAUGUACAUUUGGACUCCGCUUUGCUAUUGGUUGAAUGUGUACAAAGCCAAAACGUUUCCCAUAUUUUCUGACAACAUGUUUAACUCCAAUGGUCUCACAUACAAUAUCUCAGCCAUAGUGGACUCCGAUUUUCAUCUAGACAUCGCAGCUUACGAGCGACAAGGUCGUCUCUAUCUUAGCACUUUUUUUGCCAUGACUUAUGGUGUUGGCUUUGCUGCUCUCACAGCUACAAUCGUACACGUGGCUCUGUUUCACGGAAGAGAAAUAUGGGAGCAAACGAAAUCAAGCUGGGUUAAAAGUAAAAUGGAUAUACACACAAAGUUGAUGAGGAGGUACAAGAAAGUACCCGAGUGGUGGUUCGUGAGCAUAUUGAUUGUAACCAUCGCAGGCACCAUAUUUUCUUGUGAGUAUUACAACGAACAGCUUCAACUUCCUUGGUGGGGCGUUUUACUUGCUUGUGGUAUCGCCAUCUUGUUCACCCUCCCCAUUGGGAUAAUCACAGCAAUCACAAAUCAAACGCCAGGAUUGAACAUUAUAACAGAGUACAUAAUAGGAUAUAUUUACCCAGGAUAUCCAGUGGCAAAUAUGUGCUUCAAGGUUUACGGGUACAUUAGUAUGACACAAGCAGUGACAUUCUUGCAAGACUUGAAGUUAGGACACUACAUGAAAAUCCCUCCAAGAACAAUGUUCAUGGCCCAGGUUGUGGGAACCUUAAUUUCAGGAAUUGUCUACUUGGGGACAGCAUGGUGGCUCAUGGAAACAAUACCGGACAUAUGUGAGGACACGUCCUCGGUGUGGACAUGUCCAAGCGACACAGUAUUCUAUGAUGCUUCCGUGAUCUGGGGUUUGAUUGGGCCACGUAGGAUCUUCGGAGACGAAGGUUAUUAUGAAGCAGUGAAUUGGUUCUUCUUGGGAGGUGCAAUUGCUCCUCUUUUAGUUUGGUUAGCUGCUAAGGCAUUCCCAGAACAAGAGUGGAUUUCACUGAUCAAUCUUCCCGUCUUGCUCGGCGCCACUGGGAUGAUGCCGCCCGCGACUGCCGUGAACUACACUACUUGGAUCAUUGUUGGGUUUCUUUCUGGGUUUGUUGCGUAUAGGUAUUUCCCUGAUUGGUGGAAACGUCGUAACUAUGUGCUUUCCGGGGCACUUGACGCUGGUCUUGCGUUUAUGGGCGUGCUUUUGUAUCUUUGUCUUGGAUUAGAAGAUAUUAGUCUUGAUUGGUGGGGCAAUGACAUUGAUGGUUGUUCUCUUGCUCACUGCCCAACCGCCAAGGGAGUCGUAAUUAAGGAUUGCCCUGUUUUCACAUGACUCUAGUAGUUGCUCCAUGAGGCUGGACAAGGCAUGAGAGGAGCCAUGCUAGGAAAAUUUUGAAUUCAUAAUCACUUGUAUAUAAAAAUGUUUGGAUAUUCUUAAAAAAUUAUUAGAUUUGAGUUUAUAAUUGAUUUUGAUAUGUAUAAUAGAUAUUUGGAUACUUAAAAAAAAUUAUGAUUUUAAGUUUAUAACUGAUUUUUUUUUUUGACAUGUACUCUCCUUUUAAAUUAUAAAACACUUUUGGGUGA
Messenger RNA from Prosopis cineraria, 2575 nucleotides. Its product is annotated as oligopeptide transporter 7. Gene Ontology annotation, molecular function: oligopeptide transmembrane transporter activity. The transcript has 6 exons. Gene Ontology annotation, biological process: transmembrane transport. Lineage: Eukaryota; Viridiplantae; Streptophyta; Magnoliopsida; Fabales; Fabaceae. The record is from RefSeq and is a predicted model, not a curated record. Bases 90 to 2324 code for a protein of 744 amino acids.